This is a messenger RNA of Clunio marinus, 1370 nucleotides long. Lineage: Eukaryota; Metazoa; Arthropoda; Insecta; Diptera; Chironomidae. The record is from the annotation of a GenBank genome assembly.
UCAGUGUUUCGUUGAGUUAACAUAAAGCAAGAAUCAAGAAUCGAAAACAAAAUGGCUUGUCCAACUUUCAGUAAAUGUUGUUGCUGUAUUUCUCUUGAAACUGGUGGUUUGAUUAUUGGAUGGUUUAACAUAAUUUUAUCAGUCAUCGCUCUUUUUGUGCUUGGUUUGGUACUGUCGAUAAAUAUAGUAGCAUUAACUGUAGCUGAAACGGAUGAAGUUGUUGCAUUGCUAAUAUUUACUGUAGUUGCUGCAUCAAUAAUGCUACUCUUCUAUGUUAUUAUAUUUGUGGCAGCUAUUCUGUUAGUAAUUGGCAUAAGCAAGAGGGAUCACACCAAAAUGGUACUUUUCAUGAUUCUCAUGGCAAUCGGAGUCAUACUCGAAUUUCUGAAUAUUGUCGGUGCGGACGUUGAUAGAGUGAACUUUAAAAAAUUGAAAAUGGGUUGUCCUCCAACAGUAAAUAAUUUUUUGUGUUGCUGCUCUCUUGAAACUGGUGGUUUGAUCAUUGGAUGGUUCAACAUAAUUAUUUCAUUUUUUGGAAUAAUUGGAUUCAUAAUUGUCAUCAGUUCAGCAGUAGUUGAUGGUACUGGUUGGAAUGAAUCGCCUUUUGGGCAACUUGGCGCCAUAUUGACAGCAUCGUUGUUCCUAGUUUACUAUAUUAUCGUGUUUAUUGCUUCAGUCAUGUUGGUGCAAGGUGUAAAUAACCGAAAUCAUUUGAAGAUGAAACUUUUCUUAAUAUUAAUGGCAAUCGGAGUUUUCCUUCAAUUCUUGCAAAUUUUGAUUGCUGGAUGGUCAACAUUUUUUGUUGGCCUUUUCUUCGCCUUACUGAGUCUUUACUUCUUCAUAUGUUUCAUAAUUCUAUAUGCGGUUUAUCUUAUUUAUUUUGCAAUUGUUAUAGCAGCUUCAAUUAUGCUCGUCAUUGGAACUAUAAAUAACAACCACAAUCAAAUGCUGCUUUUCAUCGUCAUCAUGGGUGUUGGUGUGAUUGUGUCAUUUUUCCAAAUUUUCCAAUUGGGAGUUGUGUUCUUGGUUCCAACAAUUUUAUCUGCUGUUGUUGCAGUUUACUUUUUCAUUUGUGUUUACUCACUCUACAAGAGGUUGAAGAACGAGAGUAUGAAAAGAACACUGAAUGGAACUCAUCCGCAAUAUGAGAAUGUUAAUUUAAGAAAUAUCUAAUGUUUAAUAUCUUCGAAGAUGUUAAUCGUAGAAUUUUAAUAAACAUAACAUUGAAUGAAUUACUUUCAUUCUUUAUUUUAAUAUUCAAACAUUCUCGCACUUUAUUUGUCAGAUUAAUUAUUUAAUAGAUAAGAUUUAAGAAAUAAAAAGAAAUUACAUUCCCUCAUGCUAUUAAAAAGUCGUUUAAAUAACAUAAC